UUAAAAACACAAACAAUUCUCAAAAUGCCUCUCAAAAAUAUGCUUCUUCCCCUUCUGGCCCUCUCAUGCCUCAUGGCAUAUGCCACUGCAUCAAGGGACCUCCCCAUCAAGCCAGGCUACAACCUCACGGCGAGGCUUGAAGCAGCCGCUGCCGCCAGCAGCAGCGGAAGUCUAGCCGAGUGCUUCAACGCGCUUUGGGAGCUGAAAUCGUGCACAAAUGAGAUUGCAAUCUUCUUCCUCAGUGGGCAGGCGAGUAUCGGUCCUGAAUGCUGUCGCGCCAUCGGCGUCAUCACGAGUAAUUGCUGGCAUGCCAAUGCCAUGCUCACUUCACUUGGCUACACAGCUGAGGAAGGUGACAUUCUUAAAGGCUACUGUGAUGCUGAGCCUUCUUCCCCUGGCCCUGGAACUGCUCCUUCGCCUUUCGCUGCAGCCUCGCCAGUUUCAAAUUAA
Molecule: messenger RNA, 450 nt
Organism: Pistacia vera
Lineage: Eukaryota; Viridiplantae; Streptophyta; Magnoliopsida; Sapindales; Anacardiaceae
Product: egg cell-secreted protein 1.4-like
Exons: 1
Coding region: 25-450 (141 amino acids)
Biological process (GO): double fertilization forming a zygote and endosperm
Source: RefSeq, a predicted model, not a curated record